UUGUUGGUUUGCUAUUACAUAAUUUGCGCUGGGCGGUACGCCGUGUGUUCGAUAAUUCUGGACACUGUAUCUUAAUUUCUUACGCUGAUUAAUAAUUUUAUUCGUAAUCGAGCCGGACUGGCGUGUGGGAUAACGAUAAUGUCGAUAAGCGCCACGCCAUAAUUUGACAGCAGAAUGACGUAUCGAGAAGCGCCGCAUUUGAAUCGUCGCUUGUCCGUCGUUUGAGAAGAUCGACGAUCGAUCGAGACACUGUCACUUGGAUGGGCAACUCUAACGCCAAGAAGAGCAAUCAUAAUCAACAGAAGUAUGAUAGUCAGUACAGCCUCAGUGAUUUGCUCGGUGGAAGCUGCGUCAACAAUGUAAUAGCACAGGCUUCCAACGAGGAGGGGAGAUCAUGGUCCCGUGCUUCUUACAGAAGUUGGACCAGAAGCGCUGCGCAGGAUAUUCAUGGAUCUUCCAAGACAGUAUGGCCAGUUUCACGUUCCCAGUCGAUAUUUCUGCCAGAAUUCCCAGUUAAAGAAUUAUCUUUAAAAACGGGAUAUGCCUUCUUAGAUAUAAUAGCUAAGGGUGCUUAUGGACAAGUAUAUAAAGUGCAAAAACAAGAAACUGGUCAGGUUUUUGCACUGAAGGUGAUCAGUAAGGCCAUGAUCGUGGCAGAAAAUUGUGUCAGACAAGCUAAGCAGGAGGCAGCUAUACUGAGAAUGGUUGGACAUCAUCCUUUCAUAGUAAAUUCUGUCCACAGAUGGCAAGGCAGGAAGACAUUGUAUAUACUGAUGAAUUAUAUCUCUGGGGGAGAAUUAUUUUCACUAGUCAACGAGUACGGCUGUUUGCCUGAGAAAGUAGUUAGGAUAUAUGUGGCAGAAAUUGCCUUAGCUAUAGAUUUUCUACAUAAUGCUGGUGUAGUACAUAGAGAUCUGAAAACAACCAAUAUUCUACUCGAUGAAUACGGCCAUGCUGUAAUUAUCGACUUUGGUUUGGCCAAAUGGUUGCAUCGCACAGAACGAACAAACACAUUCUGUGGAACGCCCCAAUAUAUGGCACCUGAAAUCCUGAAAAAGGAAUAUUAUGGGCAGGAGGUCGAUUGGUGGUCUCUGGGUGUGUUAGCCUGUGUUUUACUCACAAAUGAGUAUCCAUCCAUGUUGUCGUCAGACCUUUUGCCUGCCGACAGAAUCGCCCGGGAUGAUCUGAAUUGCGCGAAUGUACCAGGAAUUUUACCGGCGAAUGCGAAUAUUUCACCAGCAGCGAGAGAUCUUUUGAAACGUCUCUUACAACCUGAGCCUCGUUUGAGACUCCGAACUCUUCUCGGCCUUCAGAGGAUCGCUUUUUACAUGGGCUAUGAUAUCCAAAGUUAUAUGCUGAAAAAGGAAUCACCAUUCCGGAUUUUAGGAAUAAAAAAUCGACAAGAAACAGCAACAAAGAGUGCGUCAUUUCGAUCAAAAAUUUUCAAUUUUUGAAUCUUUUCCUGGCGAUAAUACUACGCGAACGAGUCAUCAAUGAUCUCAUAUAUAUAUAUAUGUAAUGUGUACUGUUUUCUAAAUCUACACGCACACACUUUGAGACGAAAAGUGCGCAAACAGAAUUAUUUUUUAUAUGCACGAAUAAUUUUUUACAUAAAGAAGUGAUUGAACAUUUAAAAUGACAUAUUCAAAUUUUAUAAUCCAUAUAAUGAAUCUCAUUGUAGGAUAGAAUUUUUCACAGACAAGAGAAUUUAUAAAUAAAAUUCAAUUUAGUACAU
This is a messenger RNA of Temnothorax curvispinosus, 1735 nucleotides long. It is a transcript of the gene S6KL, whose product is annotated as serine/threonine-protein kinase S6KL. The record is from RefSeq and is a predicted model, not a curated record. Gene Ontology annotation, biological process: protein phosphorylation. Gene Ontology annotation, molecular function: ATP binding; protein serine/threonine kinase activity. The coding region runs from base 261 to 1454 and encodes 397 amino acids. The transcript is spliced from 10 exons. Lineage: Eukaryota; Metazoa; Arthropoda; Insecta; Hymenoptera; Formicidae.